This is a messenger RNA of Oncorhynchus kisutch (coho salmon), 1287 nucleotides long. Its product is annotated as MHC class II regulatory factor RFX1-like. Gene Ontology annotation, molecular function: DNA binding. The transcript is spliced from 7 exons. The record is from RefSeq and is a predicted model, not a curated record. Lineage: Eukaryota; Metazoa; Chordata; Actinopteri; Salmoniformes; Salmonidae. Gene Ontology annotation, biological process: regulation of DNA-templated transcription. The annotation marks the transcript as partial. Gene Ontology annotation, cellular component: nucleus.
UAGCAACAGUUGCCCCGGUGAGGACGAAGCGCCAUAGCCACGGUAGCCCUGGCGACAAGAACCCAGCAACGAGAAUCAACAACAACAGCCUGAAUCCUUGAAAAAAAUAAAAACAAAAAUAUCGGUGGGAAAUUCACUUGGAAUCAGAGUGUCUGAGUCCCAGUUCUCGUGAUGGCCACGACAGGCUACGUUGGGGAGUUGCAGCCCGUGACGACCCAGCCCCAAGGGGCAGUGAGUGGGAGUGUGACGGUGGCUGGACAGUCCUCAGCAUCCGCUGCCCCACACACCGUGGUAGCUCCUACGCAGCAGUUCCUGGCUCAGCUUCAGACCACAGUGGGGGCUCCUGCAGCCGCAGCAGGACACAUCACACCCCCUGCACAAGCCACUCCCACAGCGUCACAGAAGACAGCAGUUGUCCAGGUGGUGCCCACACAGGCUCCUCCCCCCCAGACCCAGUAUGUGACGGCUGAGAUCCAGGGUUCUUCAUCACAGGCCAACAACGCCCAGAACGCCCCCCAGUACAUCGUAGUCACCGUCACAGAGGGCUCUCUCCAUUCAAGUGACUCUGUGUCUGACUCGAGCCCUCCUCCAGCUGUGGUACAGCAGACUGGGGUUCCCACACAGGUGGUGCAGCAGGUGCAAGCAGCACAGCAGAGGUCAGUGGUGCAGGCAACGUCCCAGAUCACAGCCAAGACUGAACAGGGUAUCACCACCCAGCUGAGUGUCACCAAUCUGCAGCCUGUCCACCUCACUCAGGAGGUACAGCAGCAGCUCCAGCAGGUGCCAGUGCAGCAUGUGUACACCAAUCAGGUGCAGUAUGUUGAAGGGGGAGACAACAACUACACCACCAGCACAAUUCGCUCAGGCAGCUUCACCUACACAGACACCCCUCUGUACACUCAGACCACUGCCGCCCCUUACUACGAAGCCCCUCCCACCUCUGGCUCACAGGUCCCCACCACCGGCACACCCCUGACCGUCUCCGUGACAACGGGCUCCACCGGUGGUGUGUCUAUGUACGUGGCUGGCACAGGCCAGAUUGUGGCCAAUCCGGCGGCCACCUCUGGGGGUGGGGCAACGGUGGUGGCGACAGGGGGAACAGCCAAUGGGACUGGGGAAGGGGCGGGGGCUAAUGGAAGCGGGGGCAGCUAUGUGAUCCAGGGGGGGUACAUGCUGAGUGGCAACAGUCAGGGGGGCUACUCCACCCACAACGCCCGCUCCUCUCCUGCCACCGUCAGUACAACAGAGGGCGAGGAGGGUAGUGGCGUACCGUCGGCAGACAAAAAG